Messenger RNA from Zonotrichia albicollis (white-throated sparrow), 4686 nucleotides. RefSeq names its product pyruvate dehydrogenase complex component X (gene PDHX). The record is from RefSeq and is a predicted model, not a curated record. Gene Ontology annotation, molecular function: acyltransferase activity. Gene Ontology annotation, biological process: pyruvate decarboxylation to acetyl-CoA. Gene Ontology annotation, cellular component: mitochondrion; pyruvate dehydrogenase complex. NCBI's taxonomy places the organism in Eukaryota, Metazoa, Chordata, Aves, Passeriformes, Passerellidae.
GGUCGAGGGGCGGGGGAAGAUGGCGGCGUCCCUGUGGCUGAGCGGCGGCGGGGAGCGGCUGCUGCGGCUGCUGCGGGCCGGGCGCUCGGCGCUGGGUGCGGGGUUCUCCCUGCCCGCCCGGCCAGGAUGGAGGCACCUGCACGGCACCUGGGAGCUGCUGGGUACACCUGGUAUUAAAGUUCUUAUGCCUGCACUUUCUCCAACAAUGGAAGAAGGAAACAUUGUGAAAUGGUUAAAAAAGGAAGGUGACACAGUGAAUGUUGGAGAUGCAUUGUGUGAAAUUGAAACGGACAAAGCAGUGGUUACCAUGGAAUCAAGUGAUGAUGGCAUAUUGGCUAAAAUACUGGUGGAAGAAGGAAGCAAAAAUGUUCGCUUGGGCUCACUAAUUGGUCUGCUGGUAGAGGAAGGCCAGGACUGGAAGCAAGUUGAAAUACCAGCUGAUGCUGGAAGUCCACCUUCUGUGGCUCCACCAGCACCUGCCUCAGCUCCUGCAGCUCCUUCAGUUUCAGCCCCUCCUAAACUGCAACAUCAGCCUGGGAAAUUGCAGGUUCGCUUGAGUCCCGCAGCUCGCAACAUUCUGGAGACACACGGACUAGAUCCAAGCAAUGUUACACCUACUGGGCCUCGAGGAAUCUUCACUAAAGAGGAUGCUCUCAAACUUCUGCAAGAGAAGCAGAAAGGUAAACCCAGUGAACUGAAACCUGUGGUUUCUCCAGCUCCUGCUGCAGUGCCUUCUCCUUCUCAAGCACCAGCCAUGACUUCUUAUCCAAGGCCAGCAAUUCCACCAGUUUCCAAACCAGGACAACCUGCUGCACUGGGCACGUUCACAGAAAUCCCAGCUAGCAACAUCCGAAGAGUAAUUGCUAAGAGAUUAACAGAAUCUAAAACCACCAUACCUCAUGCAUAUGCUGCUGCUGACUGUGCCAUUGAUGCUGUUUUGAAAUUAAGAAAAGAAUUGGCCAAAGAUGACAUUAAAGUAUCUGUAAAUGAUUUUAUUAUCAAGGCAACAGCAGUUACUCUGAAGCAAAUGCCAGAUGUGAAUGUAACGUGGGAUGGGGAAGCCUGCAGGCGGCUGCAGUCCAUUGACAUCUCCAUUGCCGUGGCAACGGACCGAGGGCUCAUUACGCCAAUCAUAAAAGAUGUUGCUGCCAAGGGAAUAAAGGAAAUUGCUGCCUCUGCAAAGGCUCUAGCAAAGAAGGCCAGAGAUGGAAAAUUGUUACCAGAAGAGUACCAGGGAGGAUCUUUUAGUAUUUCCAAUCUGGGCAUGUUUGGCAUCAGUGAUUUCACAGCAGUCAUAAACCCUCCUCAGGCCUGCAUCCUUGCUGUGGGCCGAGCAAGACCAGCGCUCAAGAUUGUGGAAGAUGAAGAAGGGAAUGAGAAACUUGAGCAGCAUCAGCUCAUGACAGUGACUCUCUCGAGUGAUGGUCGGGUGGUGGAUGAUGAACUGGCUUCAAAGUUUCUGGAGACCUUGAAAGCCAAUAUAGAGAAUCCAAUGCGACUGGCCUUAAAUUAAACUCAGUGAAGAUUGCUUCCUGUUUUGGCAAUAUAGAUAACUAUUAUAUACUUAGGGUUGUUUUUCUGUAUAGAGGAGUAAAUAGCUGAAGACGGACAGUUAAAAAUAUUUAAUUUAUUAAUUAAUGUGAAACACUCAUGAUUUUAGUCUUCUAUAAUAACCAGGUUUCGUACUGUAAAGCUAAAAGUUAACAUACCACGUUUCUUUAAACACAUAGUACCAAUGGCACAUGUGUUUGCAUAGGAGAGUCAAUCUCAUCUGUAAAAAAAACCUCAAUAAAACUUCAUGAAAUAUAAAAGGGAAUUAUAGAAUAAUUUGGGUUGCAAGAAACUUAAAGGUUGUCUAGUCCAGCUUCUCCUGCAAUGACCAGCGAUGCCUUCUGAGCCCCACUCACCCUGACCUUGAAUGUUUCCAGGGAUAAGGGAUCUUCUGCCUCUCUGGGCAACCUGUACUGUCUUACCACCCUUGCUAUAAAAAUCUUCCUUAUAUCUAGUUUGAAUCUACCCGCUUUCAGUUUAAAACUAUCACCCCUUCUCCUAUUGCACCAGGCCCUGCUAAAAAUUUUUCCAGUCUUUCUUAAAAGCCUCCUUUAAGAAUUGAAAAAAACAGAACUUAAUUGUGCAGUAUUCUCAGAGAGGUCCCAGUAUGAAAGGUCAAAUUUUGCACACUGAAUAGUUGCUGAUUAAUGCUGUUCUUUGCAUGGAUGGAAUGUAGAUGUAAGUAGAAAGUGUUUCAUCAUCAGUGUAUAUUGAAAUGUAACUUGGAGGCUCAAGUGCAGUGGCCUGAUCUUUAACAGAAUUAGAUUGGUAUCUUUCUUACAUAUAAAUAUGGAACCACAUAUUGCAUGUAAAUAUUAUGAAAUAACUGUGUUUACAGGACCUCAUGAGAAUAUAAAUUGUCAAUAGAAUUAUGGGAGUUUGUCUUAUUCUGGUUUGUGCAAUUGCUUUUUCCUAAUGAUUUGUAGGAAUUAAUUAUGGCAGCAACUCAACAAGUAAACAGCUACUUGCAAGACAGCCUUUACUUUAAACUGACGUGAGAGUUUUUGAUAAAUGAGUUUGCUUCUUUAGCUUCUUCUUCUAUCAUAAAUUGUUCCGGCAGCCCAGGUGGCGCUCCCGCAGGUGAGGGCUGCACGGCUGCCCUGUGUCGCUGCAGUUCUGCGUGUGCUGCCAUCCCUUCUUGCGAGCCAGGGCUUUUCCUGCGCCCUCGGAGCCGCUGGAAGGCGCUGUUGCAUACAAGGAUGGGAUGGGAUGGGAUUUGUGUCCCGUCUCACCCGCAUGGGUGCUCUCAUCCGCUGUGCUGUCCCAGCACGCAGGGCAGCUUUUGCAGGUUAAAUAAACCUUUGGAGCUUCGGAACCGGGCAAGGCUAACACAAGGUUGAAUUGCAGUUUCUUUGCACCUGCCUGCUUUGCCAGCAUUGUUAUUUGAAGCAGAUAUAAUGUGUCAGUCAUCAGCCUGUGAAGGAAAUGUGUGGAGUUCAGAUGGGUGGUAGCAGUCAGAUCUCCUUAAUUCAGAGGAAAUGUACCCUUUGGCAACAUCUAGCACUUCAGCAGAAGUAAGACAACAAAUAUGUGCCCAUACAGAUUAAAUAUUCAGUACCUUCUUGAUGAUUUGGGAUAGGAACAAUGGGUAAAUUGCCAAAAAGUGAAUAAUUGGUAAUGGGUAUGCUUGCUUUUGAAGCAAAUUUUCCUCAAAGUAAAUUUUUUCAGAUUAAAAAUUUAGCUUUCUCUAUUUUAUUCUUUCAAAUGUCUUCUGACAGCCUAUUCUUUACAUACCAAAGCAAGAAAUACAAUGAAGACAUCUAUUUUCGUGAAUAAUUUUUUAUAAAACAUAAAAAUGGAGUAUACUAACAUGAGCUGGAAAUGUGUGCCUUUAAGAUACAUACUAUCUUUGUAUCAUUUUCCAUUGCAGGAGGCAUGAUUGGUGAAAAAAAAGCUAUUUUGUACUUUGUCAUUGUUGGCAAAUAUUGAAUUGUGUGUCACACUUUAAUCCCUAAUUACAAUGUCACAAUAUUUGACUUUUGGGCAUUUUUUUUUCCUGCAAUCUACUAAAAAUAAAAUUUCUGUAAUUCCUGCUUGAUGCUGUAUCCUGCACCUCAGGAUACAGUUGGCUCUACUGGCUGCCAGGGCCCACUGCUGACUCAUAUGCAGUGAUGUUCCAUUCUGUUUGUCCCAAAAAUGUUGAAGGCAUAGAAAGCAGAUUCCUCUAAGCCAGUAUAGCAGUUACAUCCAUAAUAGAUUAAACAGGGAAAAAACUGAUAAGCUGAAAGUAUCUUUCAGCAUGUUCUUUAGUUAAGCAUAAGGUUUGAACUUUAAACUUGGGAUUUCUUUCUGUGUAGUCAUGCUUGAGUGAAUCAGGAGGAUGUUCAUGGUAGCAGAUGUGUAGAAACAUGUCCAAGAAACACAGAAACUUAGGAUCUGGGUGAAAUCACGUGUUGAUUGAACUGGGGUGAAAAUCACUCACUGGAAGCUACAGGCUGCUCUGCAUGUUUACUUUACAAAAUCUGCAUCUUUCAUCUUUAUCAGUGAAAAACCAUCACUGUUUGCCUGAACUCUGUUUGUGCUCCUUCACUUUUACGUCAAUUUUGUUUCAACUUGUAGGUGUUGUGGUACAUAAUUAUUCAGCUACAGUAACCAUACUGUUCUUCCCUUUCUCCAUAAUAAUGGCCCUACCUGGCAAGUUAAACAUGUGUGUCAUUAUGAGACAAUAAGUAGCUGGAAAAUGACGGACAUUUCUGUUUGUUCUGUACCUGUAUUAAGGAAAGUGAUUCAUGUGACGUUAAUGAAUGCCACUAUUUAUCUCCUUAAAAGAUAAGAGAACAAGACAAGAUUCCCUUUUAUACUUUGGAAGCUUUUCUUGUGUCCUAGACCUAAACAGGAAGAAAGGGCAGCCGUGAACGUUUUUAUUUCUGCUCACUGUUGUAUGAAGAGUGAAUUGUUAAAGCAACAGAUCUCUUCUGCAGUUCAAUGAUUUUUUCAUUGUCUGUGUGACGUGUAUUACAGCACGUAAUCUUCAAUCUGCAGGAAUCUGAUAAAUUGAAGGAUACUCUCCAUUGGCCUAGCCAUCAAUUAAUCCCUGUUUCAGUUUUCUAUUUUAAGAAAUUAUUAUGUUUCAUUUUGCAGCUUUGGUACACUUUUAAUUUCUUCUCUGCCAAAUAAAUGAUAAGCUUACAUAUA